AAGUUUACCACCCUGUGAUAUUACACACUUCUAUUCAAACUACAUCCCCAUAAUCCCAGUGUUAUCAUUCAAUUUUGGAAGCCUUUUCCAAGGCCUCAGGUCAAUGCAGUGUUUGCUUGGGGGUCAGUGCCUGUCAGCACAGAAAGUCCAAAAUUCUCAGUGCCCAGGGUUCCAACAGUCAGUGAGUGCUUCAGCAGAUGAAGCUUCAUUAGACUCAGGUUUGAUUUUUUUGUAAUGUUCUCAUUUAGCAAAAAAAAAAAACAAAACAAACAACAAAACAACAAACAACCAAAAAACCACCACCACCACAACAAAAAACCCAAACGACCCAGCCCCAACCAAAUAAAGGAAGUGGUGUAGAAAUAUAAUUAUACAAUCUGAGAAUAGUCCCCAGUGGAUCUGAUACCGAGUGAAGAUUGUGAGUGUAUGUGUUGGUUCCAAAAGGCAGCAGUUCAAUAAAUCAAGGAAAGGAGGUGGUAAAUGUCAACUGGAUUGAGAUGUAAGGGCCUUGAUUGUGCAAGAGACCUGGAAUUCCUUUGUUUGCAAGCUGUUGUUAGUAGCCUCAGAGAAGAAUAGUGGAAAAAAGAUCCAGAAUACCUGUCUAAAGAAUAAAUCUAAAUAAACUAACAAGAAUUAAGCAGGAAGCCUACAGGGAAUGCAGGAAGAACCUGAAAUCAUGAGGACUUCCACCCACAUCUGAAAAGCACACAAUGAAGGAUUCACCCUAAAAAAGCUACAGAGCAUUGGGUUCUCUCCAGAGGGACUGUGACAGGAGUGACCUCCAGAAGCCCAAGGUGGGACACACAGGCUGGAUGUGGCAGAGAACAGAAAGGGGAGGCACUGACUUCAUCUGGAACUGAGGAGGCCAGAGGAGUAUUUUGAGGGACACCGGGCAGCAGGGUUUGCCCUGGGAUCUGCUCUGGCCAUGUCUCCUCCAGUCCCUUCAGAGCUGGGCUAUGUCCCCCCCGAUGGCGGAUGGGGCUGGGCAGUGGUGUUCGGAGCCUCCAUCUCCAUUGGCUUUGCAUUUACCUUUCCCAAAGCUUUCACAAUCUACUUCAAAGAGAUCCAGGCUGUUUUCAGCGUCUCCUACAGCCAGCUUGCCUGGACAACAUCCAUCAUGUGUGCUACCACCUACGGAGGAGGUGUGUCCCACUGUGUCCCGCGCCUGUCCCGGGGCUCGGCAGGCGCCGGGGGGGCGGAGCAGCGGGCUGGAGCCGCGGUCUGGUUUUUGCCCAGUUCCACGUGGCACUCCUGCCCCAUCCCGCUCCCGGCACGGCGGCUCGGGGCGCCGCGGGACCCACCCGGACCCGCCCGGACCCGCCCGGACCCGCCCGGACCCACCCGGACCAGGGCUCCCGGGGAGGCUCCCUGCCCGGCCAUGCCGGCGCCGGCCGAGGCGGGGCUCGCCCCGGGCCCGCCGGAUGGCGGCUGGGGCUGGAUGGUGCUCCUGGGCGCCUUCGUUUCCAUCGGCUUCGCCUACGCCUUCCCCAAAGGCUUGGCCAUCUUCUUCAAGGAAAUCCAGACUUUCUUUGGCACGUCCUAUAGCGAGGUGGCGUGGAUCUCCUCCAUCAUGCUGGCCACCACGUAUGGUGCAGGUCCCAUCAGCAGCAUCUUGGUGAACCGCUACGGCAGCCGCCCCGUGGUGAUGUUUGGGGGGCUCCUGUGUGGAGUGGGGAUGAUCUCAGCUGCCUUCUGCACCAGCAUCCUGCAGCUCUACAUCUGCGUGGGCUUCAUCACAGGAUUUGGCCUUGCUCUCAACCUUCAGCCAUCAGUGAUAAUCGUAGGGAAAUACUUCUUGAAGAGAAGACCCAUUGCCAAUGGCCUUGCCAUGGCAGGGAGCCCCGUGAUGCUUUGCACCCUGGCACCUCUCAACCAAUUCCUUUUUGAGAAUUUUGGCUGGAGGGGCAGCUUUUUAAUUCUUGGGGCAAUUUUAUUAAACUGCUGCGUGGCAGGAGCUCUCUUCAGACCCAUCGGGGCACACACAGCACCGUCCAAAACCCCGGCGACUGAGGAAGGGAAGGAUGCUCUGAAAGGAAAGAUCUCUGAAGAUGGCCCCAUGGAGGAGAACAAACCAGAAGAGGAAGGAGGAAAGGACUGCUUUGAAAAAAUCAACCAGUACCUUGACUUCUCCCUCUUUAAACACAGAGGGUUCUUGAUCUACCUGAUCGGGAACGUGCUGAUGUUCCUGGGGUUCUUUGCCCCCAUUGUGUUCCUGGCGCCCUACGCGAAGCACACGGGCAUUGACGAGUACUCAGCCGCCCUCCUGCUCUCCCUGCUGGCCAUCGUGGACAUGGUGGCUCGCCCCGCCACCGGCGUGGUGGCCAACAGCAAAUGGGUGAGGCCCAGGAUCCAGUACUUCUUCAGCUUCGCCAUCACCUUCAACGGCGCCUGCCACCUGCUGUGCCCGCUGGCCUCGGGCUACACGGGGCUGGCGGUGUACGCCGGCUUCUUCGGGCUGGCCUUCGGCAUGGUGUGCGCCAUGCUCUUCGAGACCCUCAUGGACCUGGUGGGGGCCGCGCGCUUCACCAGCGCCGUCGGCCUCGUCACCAUCGCCGAGUGCUGCACCAUCCUGCUGGGGCCGCCCAUCGGAGGAAUUCUUAUUGAUACCUUUGGGGACUAUAAAUAUAUGUUCAUUAAAUGUGGAGCUGUGAUGGUCCUGGCAGGAACCUUUCUGUUCAUCAUGAAUUAUUAUAAUUAUCGUAUGCUUGCCAAGGAGGAGAAGGAAAGAAAGAGGAAGGAAAGAAAAGAAGAGGACACUAAAUCUGUAAGGACAGAAAAUGAAGGCAAAAGGAACUGGAACAAAGACUCCACACAGGAUGGACCUGAGCUGGAACCUUUGAGAGAGAAGGGAGAAGGAGAAAAGAAGGAAAUGAAUGGUGCAGUUGAAGUUUAAACCUGUUCUCAUGGGCUGAAUGGGAAAUGACUUCUGGGUUGCUCAAGUGAGCACCAGCUGUGAAAUCACACUAGAUUUUAAAAUUUUAGUCUCUUCUCUGCCAUGUGCAUCCUAUUCUUUGUAGUAGGAGAAGACUACAACAGAAACAAGUCCUGAUUCUGAUAAACUGCUGGGACACUGCGGUAUGCACUUGCAUACCAAAGGUCCUGCAAGAUUUUCGUUUAGAUAUUUCCUAUUUCCCAGAGAAAAGGGAAAGGUGAUGUUCUGCAGGAUGCCAGGAUGAGGCUGACAUGAGACAGGAGUCCUUCUUCAGGUGCUUUGUCUUUGUGAGGCAGAAAUUCAGUCUUAGGCUUAACCCUUGACCUACAUUCAAACAGUGCAAAUUUAAUUUUUCCCUAGGAGGUUACAAAGUCCUUAUUAUCCAAUUUCUGUGUGCCUUACCAUUUCUAGAGAGCUUUUUCUUUACAACACCCCGGUGAGACACUAAGUGUUGCCACUAUUAAUUAAUUGUACUAAUGAAGAACUGAAGCACAGAGGAGCUUUGGGCAUCAUUGCAUCAGUGAAUAAAGCUUAGGCGUGCCAGAGCUGAAAUCCACUGCCCUGAGUUAGCUGCCUAAAAGCCCUGCUGACACAGGUAUUCCCUUGCUAGAAAAUUGGGAAUACAAUGGACAGUGGUGCAUUAAACCACAGCCCAUUCUGCAGAGCACUCUGCUCACCGUGUGCCUCACACUGCUCACAGUCAGUGAUUUUGAACACUGUCUCAGAGCUGGGACCUUGUGCCAUAUUUUUUUUUUAACCUGCUUCAGUUGCAUCCAUCCUGGAGGGAAUCCAAACCCAGCUGCCUCCCCCUUGUUUGAUCUGGAGUGGGCACCCCCCUGGUGCUGGGCUGCAGCACCUGCUGGCCUCGUGCCCACCUGUUGUAUUAAGGAAAAUUUGCUCAGGUCAGGGUGCAGAGGUGGAGCUGAGACCCCUUAGGAGGCUCUCACUCAUCCUGUGGUGAUAGUUUUGAUCUGGGAAGAUGUGCACUCUGAUGUAUUUUAUGCCAAGCAGCUGCUGCCUGAGAGCCGUGGAUGCUGAGCGUGGCAUCAUGCAGUGAACCAUCAGGCUUCUGUUGAAUUUCAUGGAUUUGAUCAGAUAAAAAACAAAGAGUGUUCAGGAAGAUCAUCCAAAUCCAAACCCAAAACUAGUCCAAAGGUUUGUUCUCCUUUUUUCUUUGCUUCAUUGUACCCAUAUGAGAUCAGAUAAUAUUUUUUCAUGGUUUUGUCUUCAAAGAACUGUAUUUUCUUGUCACUUGUGUACACAAUAUGAAGAAAGACUUGUAAAAAUACAUAAAUACACUGUACUCUUAAAAUUAGAUCAUUCAUAUCUUCUUGCAUAAAACCUUCUCUGUGAGUUCUUUUGUUUCUUUGAAGAAUAGUGGUCUGACUUCAGUAGGUUUUAAAUUUUAGCCUUAUGUCAUAACUUGUAUUUUCUUUGGAAUAAACAAAAUCUAUAUGAAAUAAUUAGGCCUUCAGAGCUUGUUUGUAAUACCCUUUAUUUCUGUCCAAUAUAUCUAUGAUAUUUCAUUUAAAAAGGCAUUAAUAGAAGGUCAUUAAUAUUUUCCAAUAUGCCUUCUGUCCUAUACUGUCAUAUACUUAAUAAAACUAUUUUAAAAAAUUAA
Messenger RNA from Prinia subflava (tawny-flanked prinia), 4553 nucleotides. Its product is annotated as monocarboxylate transporter 2-like. Lineage: Eukaryota; Metazoa; Chordata; Aves; Passeriformes; Cisticolidae. The transcript is spliced from 8 exons. Gene Ontology annotation, cellular component: plasma membrane. Gene Ontology annotation, biological process: monocarboxylic acid transport; transmembrane transport. Bases 926 to 2893 code for a protein of 655 amino acids. The record is from RefSeq and is a predicted model, not a curated record. Gene Ontology annotation, molecular function: monocarboxylic acid transmembrane transporter activity.